This is a messenger RNA of Chrysochloris asiatica (Cape golden mole), 939 nucleotides long. RefSeq names its product olfactory receptor 7G2-like. Gene Ontology annotation, cellular component: membrane. The record is from RefSeq and is a predicted model, not a curated record. NCBI's taxonomy places the organism in Eukaryota, Metazoa, Chordata, Mammalia, Afrosoricida, Chrysochloridae. The transcript has a single exon. Gene Ontology annotation, biological process: G protein-coupled receptor signaling pathway. Gene Ontology annotation, molecular function: G protein-coupled receptor activity; olfactory receptor activity. The coding region runs from base 4 to 939 and encodes 311 amino acids.
AAUAUGGAACUCAGAAACCAAACAGGUAUUGCAAAAAUCUUUCUCCUGGGACUGACAGAGUAUCCAGAAUUUCAGCCUCUCAUCUUUAGCUUGUUCCUGAUCAUGUACCUGGUCACUGUCCUUGGAAACCUGCUCAUUAUCCUUGUGGUCAGCAGUGACUCUCACUUGCAUACCCCCAUGUACUUCUUUCUCUCCAAUCUAUCCUGUACUGAUAUCUGUUUAAGCACAAUUACCAUUCCAAAGAUGCUGGUAAACAUUCAGACACAGAAUCAGAGCAUUACUUAUAUAGGCUGCCUCAGCCAGAUUUUCUUUGUUCUGGCUUUUGGUGGUUUCGAAAACUUUCUUCUUGCAGCAAUGACCUAUGACCACUAUGUGGCCAUUUGCCAGCCACUGAGGUAUACGGUCAUCAUGAAUCCCUGCUUCUGUGGUCUACUGAUUCUUUUUUCCUUGUUCAUUAGUAUGUUGGAUGCUAUGAUGCACUGUGCAAUGAUUUUGCAUCUGUCCUUCUGUACAGACCUAGAUAUUCCUCAGUUCUUCUGUGAACUUGCACAGGUACUUAAACUUGCUUGUUCCAGUACCCUCAUUAACAAUAUUCUCACAUAUUUUGUGGCUAGCAUAUUGGGUGUUUCUGUUUUCUCUGGUAUCAUAUUCUCUUACAGUCGGAUUGUCUCCACUGUUCUAAGAAUGCCAUCUGAUAGUAGAAGAUAUAAGGUAUUUUCCACCUGUGGUUCUCACCUCUCAGUUGUUUCUUUAUUCUAUAGGGCAUCUUUUGGUGUUGUCUUCAGCUCUGCAUUUACAAAAUCUCCCACAAUAACAUCAGUAGCUUCCAUGAUGUACACUGUUGUCCCUCAAAUGAUGAAUCCUUUUAUCUACAGUUUGAGGAACAAAGACAUAAAGGUAAGCUUCAGAAAACUCAUUGGUAGGAUAUCUUAUUUUUAG